This is a messenger RNA of Acanthosepion pharaonis, 2334 nucleotides long. Lineage: Eukaryota; Metazoa; Mollusca; Cephalopoda; Sepiida; Sepiidae. The record is from the annotation of a GenBank genome assembly.
AUGUUAUGCAUUAAUGUUCUCCAUAACCACUUUCUUGGUCAUCCCGUGUCUCUUUUGUCUGGCUGUCCAUCCAUCCAUCUAUAUAAGUCUAUUCAUAUCUAUCUAUCUAUCUAUCUAUCUAUCUAUCUAUCUAUCUCCUUUCAUUCUAUCUAUCAAUCUAUCUAUCUUCAAAAUCUAUUCAUAUCUAAGCCUAUUCAUAUCUAUCUAUUCAUAUCUAUCUAUCACUCUUCUAUCUAUCAUAUCUAUUCAUCUAUCUAUCUAUCUAUCUAUCUAUCUAUCUAUCUACCAAAUCUUUUCAUAUCUAUCUAUCUAUCUAUCUAUCUAUCUAUCUAUCUAUCUAUCUAUCUACCAAAUCUAUCUAUCUAUCAAAAUCUAUUCAUAUCUAAGCCUAUUCAUAUCUCUCUAUCCCUCUAUCUAAGGCUAUUCACAUCUAUCUAUCUAUAUCUAUCUAUCUAUCUAUCUAUCUAUCUAUCUAUCUAUCUAUCUAUCUAUCUAUCUCGCCUUCCAGUUGCUAAAGCUUAUUUCUUCAGUGCUCACACAUCGCAGAUAUAUCGAUCUUCUCAAAAUCUAUCCGGAUCUAUUCACCCUUCCCCCAUCCCUUUCUCUCUUUCCUCCCUUUCUCUAGCUAUACCCGUCUGUUCUUCUGUAUCUAUCUAUCUAUCUAUCUAUCUAUCUAUCUAUCUAUCUCUUUCCCUAUUCUAUUUAUGGUCACUGAAUGAAGUUGAGAGAGCAACCAUGAACCAAGGGAACUACGACAUAACAUGGAAUGACAGUUUAAUUGACGUCAACUUUACCUACAACUUUAACAUUACCGACGUAAACAAUCUAGGAUAUGAGUUAAAAUUAAUCAAUUUUUACUUGACGGGCGUAGCCGGCAUGACAGUCUGUUGUCUCGGGAUCAUCGGAAAUAUUCUGUCUUUUAUUGUCCUCACACGUAAAACUAUGAAGUCCUCUACGUAUACAUAUCUAUCAGGCCUCGCCAUCUGCGACCUGCUUGUCCUUUUCACCACAAUGCUUCUCAUUCUCAAAGACACAAAAUUCCCCGAGCUCGGAUCUCUCUCCUGGACCGAUGACUAUUACCUCGAGAUGUUCCUAAUUGUCCACCCAGCCGCUAUAACCUUCCAAGUAACCUCAAUCUGGCUGACGAUGGCCUUUACAGUUGACCGUUACAUUAUGAUAUGCCACCCGUUUAAGGCGGAACGAAUGUGCGAUAUACCCCGUGCCCGACGGGUGGUACUAGCCCUUUAUUUAGCCGGUAUUGCGUUUAAUAUACCGCGCUAUUUGGAAUACAAAGUCGUGGAGAUAGUCUUACCGAAUAACAUGACCCGAUUGGUGAACACGCUGACACAAUACGGCCAGAACCAGUAUUUUCGUGAGAUUGUCCACUCCUGGCUGUAUUCGAUUUUUGUUUGUAUGAUACCGUUUUUUACGAUGGCCGUCUUAAAUGCUUUCCUCAUCCAUGCUGUGCACCAGUCCCGGCGAAAAGGCAAGUCAAUAAACGCUAAAGAGAAGCGGCGUAACGACACGACCAUCAUGCUAAUUGGAGUCAUCGUCGUCUUCUUCAUUUGUCAAAUGCCGGCAUUAAUAUCCCGGAUGAUAUGGGCUUCAAGCCCAAAUUAUCUCUCUAACUGGUGUUACCACCUUCUCAACGAGAUCAGCAAUUUCUUAGUGAUACUUAAUUCAGCCACCAACAUUGUCCCGUAUUAUUUCUUCGGACAGCGUUUUCGCAAUGAGUUCUGGCGGAGUUUCUGCUUCUGCUUCAUGGGCAAAGAGAACGUGAGACGGCUCGCCCGUAGCAUGAGCCUGUCGUUCGACAGACGAUUCAGCAACGCCAGUACGGUCGUGCGCGGGAUUGAACUCAACGGAUUAUCAUCUAACGAGGUCCCCCAGAUCCAAGAAGACGUAGUCGGCGGCAGAGGCAACGGAGGGCCCGGCGGAGCGGCGGGGGGCGUGAGCGGGGGAGGAAGUGGCGCUGAUGGGGACGGCGGCGACGGCGGUGCAACGGGGCCGUCGCCGAUGCUGCCGCUCCCACCGCCGUCUCCUCCCCCACCCACAAGAGAUGGCGCCAACGGGACGGCCCUUGUGCUGGAUCAGCACAAGGCACGAACAGUUUUGCUGAGCAACUACCACGCCGACACUAACUUAUGGACCAGUCUAAAGCAGAGGCUCAUCCCGUCGAACAAGCAAUCAGCCACGGACAUGGGGGUGGGAGCCGGCAGUGGAGGCACGGCUACCGAUCGGUUGAACCGGAGUCGGAAACCUGCCUAUACCUUCAAGAAUAAAAGUCUAUCGUCUCUGUGUCUGAAACCACAGAAACAGGAGGAACGAUCAUGA